AUGACAUUAUGGAGGUGGCCUUCCUCAUCUGAGAAGGAGGGAAAGAAACCGAAAUUCGUCGAGUUGAGGUCAUCAAAAUGGUUUAUCAUGUUCGUCGUCGCCUUUGCUACGGGGACGGAUAUCUUCAUGUACGGUCUUAUCGUACCGGUCACGCCAACUGCAUUAAAAGACAGAGUCGGGAUUUCAGAGGGGGAUGUUCAGAGCUGGACAUCGAUUCUUCUCGCUCUCUAUUCGGCUGCUUUGUUAGCCUUUUCGCCCGUUGUCGGGUACAUCGCUGAUCGAGCCGAGUCCCGUCGGUGGCCUUUGCUGGUUGGUCUCGUUGCGCUGGCCGCUGCGACCGCCCUGCUAUGUGUCGGUACCCAUAUCGGAUUGUGGAUUGCUGGUCGCUUGUUUCAAGGUGCGGCCGCUGCGGUGGUGUGGACAGCCGGCUUGGCACUGAUGGUAGACACUGUGGGAAAGGACGACCUCGGCCAAGCUAUUGGCUAUGUCUCCAUGGCUAUCAGUAUUGGAACGCUAGCCGGGCCUCUUCUUGGUGGAGUUGUCUAUGAGCAUGGUGGAUAUUAUGCCGUGUUCGGCCUUGCCUUUGCUUUCAUCGCCAUCGAUAUCAUCCUGCGAUUGGUGUUGAUCGAGAGAAGACAUGCUAUCAAAUGGCUUGCACCGGAGAUGACACCACUUUCUGUACAUGGAGAUCAAUCGACGGAAAAAAAGUCCGGGGAAUCCUUAAAACGUCCCAUGUCACCAACCAACGGCUCUGAGGCCCGUGGAUCCUUAAAACGUCCCAUGUCACCAACCAACGGCUCUGAGGCCCGUGAAUCCCAAUCUCCUUCUCCCUCACGGAGUGCGUUCGGGCGUGUCGCCAUUUUGUUGACCUCGCCCCGUCUCGUCGUGUCCGUCUGGGGAUAUUUCAUCCUGUCAAUAGUUCUGACCUCAUUUGACAGUGUCCUUCCACUCUUCGUGCAAGAGACAUUCCGGUGGCCGCAAAGUGGCCAAGGUUUAAUCUUCAUCCCACUCAUGGUGCCACACCUCUUGGACCCACUGACGGGUUAUAUUAUCGACAAUUACCCCAAAUCCUGUCGCUACAUCACCACAGCGGCAUUCCUCGCUUCCGUUCCUGUGCUGGUGCUCCUACGUCUUGUCAUGCAUAACUCGAUGCAGCAGAAGAUUCUCCUCUGUGCUCUCCUCGCUUGUGUUGGAGUGUGCAUUGCUGUGGCUAUGCCACCACUCAUUAUGGAGGUCUUCUUUGCUGUGAAGGAAAAGGAAGAUAAAACUCCUGAUAUCUUCGGUCGGGGUGGCGCUAUGGCUCUAGCUUUUGGGCUGUCGAAUAUGGGAUUUGCGGCUGGAAGUCUGAUCGGGCCGUUCUUUGCGGGAUUUAUUCGUCAGGAGGCUGGUUGGGGGGCGAUGGCAUGGGCAUUAGGAUUGAUAACUGGCAUAUCAUCUAUCCCAAUCCUGCUCUUCGUUGGUGGCUGGAUCUUGAGAAAGCCGGUCAAGUCAGAGAAUGAAGGGCAAGUGACAGACAGCGCACCUGGCCCAUGA
Messenger RNA from Penicillium robsamsonii, 1533 nucleotides. Its product is annotated as MFS transporter. NCBI's taxonomy places the organism in Eukaryota, Fungi, Ascomycota, Eurotiomycetes, Eurotiales, Aspergillaceae. Bases 1 to 1533 code for a protein of 510 amino acids. The record is from RefSeq and is a predicted model, not a curated record. Gene Ontology annotation, biological process: transmembrane transport. Gene Ontology annotation, molecular function: transmembrane transporter activity. The transcript has a single exon.